AUGAUAGGAAUGUAUGAAAUUAUUGAAGUUAGUUUUAUGGUUUCAGGGCACAUAAAAUUUUUACCAGAUGGAUAUUUUGGUAAUAUUAAAGCUCUUUUUCAAAAAACGCGAGUUAAUACAGUAGAUGAUGUUGAAAAAUUAUAUUAUGAUUUUGAAUUAUUUUUAAAACCUCAUUUUCAAAAUUUACCUGGUAUUCAAAAAUAUCAACAUUUUUGGUUUAAAAGAAGUAAACCAGGAAAAAUAUUUACUCAAAAAGAGGCGAAAGGAGAAUUUCAAUGUUUUGAUAUUUUAAAAAACAAACAUUUCAAUAUUUGGGCUCCAAUAGCUAUAUUUUCUUCUAAACCUUUAUUAUUAGCACGUCAAAAAUAUUUGUAUAAAAAUAUUUGA
Messenger RNA from Funneliformis mosseae, 387 nucleotides. The record is from the annotation of a GenBank genome assembly. Lineage: Eukaryota; Fungi; Glomeromycota; Glomeromycetes; Glomerales; Glomeraceae.